AUGAUCGUCUACUAUAACACAAUCAAAUACACGGGACUUUUGUCCAAUUUUCUCUACAUGCUGCUGGCCAUAGGCGUAAUGUCUGCAGCAGGUUUGGGACUGCAAAUAGUAGAACCCAAUACGCCGGAGCACACUUACUUUGUGGAGAGCCUUGUGCUGGGUGCAACCAUCUGCAUGAUUGUCAUAUUCGGAUGCUAUGGCAUGGUCUGCAAUUUGCUGAGCGUUAAUAUUAUUUUCACCUGCUUCAUUCUGAUCGUGCUGGCCGUGGAAUAUCUGCAGGUGCACAACUAUCAGCCUCAUAACCGAUACAAAGGCGCCUGGCAGCAGCUGGAGCUGUCACUGGCCUGGCAAGAUUUGGACAAACAGCCCGAGCUGAUGCAGAAAUAUGAGCAGCAACAACAUUGCUGCGGUUACAACAAUGCCGAGGAUUACAAGAACUUAAAUGUGUCCAUACCAUCAAGUUGUUAUCAGCAGCUGUUGGAUGCCGAUGGCAGCAGCAAUCUCAAGCUGAUCUCUCGUGGCUGCAAGGCGACUUUGAACAACAGUCGGAGUCAGAGCGGCAUUCAGCAUCGUGAUAAGCUGUUCAUGUGCUGCAUUGUUGGCCUUGAGAUCUUUAUACUGAUCCAAACCAUUGCACUGAGUCUGCUGCUCUACAAGCUACGCCAACGGGAGAGACAGGCACGCCAACAGGUGGCGCCAGGUGUGCGCCGGGAGCCGCGUGCCAAUCAUAUAGGCUCAAGGACCCAAUUGCUGGACAACGUGUGAAAGUGUUUGAAAGCAAGUCAACGUUAUAAAUAUAUGUAGUUUAUUGUAUGUCAAAUGCAUAGUAAAAUACUAAGUUUUAGUAGGUA
Molecule: messenger RNA, 851 nt
Organism: Drosophila innubila
Lineage: Eukaryota; Metazoa; Arthropoda; Insecta; Diptera; Drosophilidae
Product: protein late bloomer
Exons: 4
Coding region: 1-765 (254 amino acids)
Cellular component (GO): membrane
Source: RefSeq, a predicted model, not a curated record